AGAGAGAGAGAGAGAGAGAGAGAGACGUGCUGCAGAAGUUUGGCUUGGACUCUUUGCUGGAUGCAUAAGCACAGGAAAAGCAGACCGGAGAGAUUAUAAAAUAACCCAAUAGAGGUCUAGAGACUGAAAGCUUGAUCUCAAACAUGAAAUAUUUCACCUGGAUCAGUGCUCUGUCAUUGCUGUUAUGUUUUUCUCUGGGAUCUACAGAAUUCAGGCAAAGAAGAGAAAUCCCAUCUCGGAGUCUGGCAGGUGUGUGUCGCUAUGGCAGCAAGCUGGAGUGUUGUUAUGGAUGGAAGAGAAACAGUAAAGGUCAUUGUGAAGCCCAGUGUGACCCGGCAUGCAAACACGGCGAGUGUGUCGGUCCAAAUAAAUGCAAGUGUUUCCCUGGAUACACUGGAAAAACAUGCAGUCAAGAUCUGAAUGAGUGCGGUGUAAAGCCACGGCCCUGUGAGCAUCGCUGUAUGAACACAUUUGGUAGUUACAUGUGUUACUGUUUAAACGGCUUCAUGUUGAUGCCUGACGGCUCCUGCACCAAUUCGAGAACAUGCACGCUGGCUCACUGUCAGUACGGUUGUGAAGAAGUUCAGGGUGAGAUACGAUGUCUCUGCCCAUCUGCCGGUCUUCAGCUGGGUCCUGAUGGAAAAACGUGUGUGGACAUCGAUGAAUGUGAGACUGGGAAGCAUCAAUGUCCUUUAAACCGACAGUGCACCAAUACGUUUGGCAGCUAUUACUGCAAAUGUCAGGGUGGUCAUGACCUCAAAUAUGUCAAUGGAAAAUACGACUGUGUUGAUGUGAAUGAGUGUUUGACAGAGAAUCACAAGUGUAGUCCUCAUGCUGAGUGCAUCAAUACUCAGGGAUCUUACAGAUGUAAAUGCAGACCGGGCUUCCGCGGCAGCGGCUUCGAUUGCUCAGUCAAGCCGUUUUAUCACAGAUCGUGGGCUGAUGAUAAAGGCAGUGCUGAUGGGUUUCUCAAUGCUAUUCCUGAUGUGCAUGCAAAGCCCCAUAUUCUGGGGGGCAAAUCUGACAACACCAUCCCAGAAUCUGUGGUAACAGAAGCUCCGAGACUUCACCUGCAACCCUUCGAUUAUGAAGGAGAGGUGUACAUCGGUGCUCCAGAGGAAACCCCAAGAAUUCCUGAGGAGGAGGAGGAAGAGGAGGAAGAGGACGACACUGAAAACCAGCUGGAGGGUGAGGAGUUGAACCCCAGAGGCGAUGUGUUCUAUGAGUUUGGACCUGAAUUCAGUCCAGAAGAGCCGAAGGAGAUCCAAGCAGCUCCAUUGAAGGAAAGGUUUCUGACAGACUGUAACUUUGAUCACGGGGCUUGUGAAUGGGUUCAGGAUAUUGAGGACGAUUUGGAUUGGAUGAUUAAGUAUAAUGAAAACGGAUUGGACUACCACAUGGCUCUCUAUGGCCUUGUUGGCAACAGGAAAGAGAAGGCCAGAAUGAAGCUUCUUCUGGAUGAUUACAUGCGUCAGAGCAGUUUUUGUCUUAAAUUUGAUUACCGUAUUCUGGGGCAGCAUAUGGGCAUCUUACGGGUGCUGUCGGACAGCAGUGCUUAUGCCAUGUGGGAGAGAAGGCAAAGUCUCAAACAGGAUUGGCAGUCAGUGAAUAUCACAAUAACAUGGACAGAAACAGCACCAGAGACGAUCAUCUUUGAAGCUGAGCGUGGGAGAUCAGUAACUGGUGAAAUUGGGCUGGAUAAUGUGGUUCUGAUCUCAGGACCCUGUUCAGAUGAUGAAACUGUCAUCUUUUAAUGACAUAACCGAUGACAUCAUGUGUGUGUGUGUGUGUGUGUGUGUGUGUGUGUGUGUGUGUGUGUGUGUGUGUGUGUGUGUGUGUGUGUGUGUGUGCUUGCGUGCGUGCGUGCGUGCGUGCGAAUGUGUGUGUUCCUAAUAACCUUUACAGCAACAAAAAAGUUGCUAACAGGUUAACAGGUGAUAACCUUUACAUACAGUAAAUAAGAGUUUUCUGACUCUGUUAAAAGACAUUUUAUAUGUGUUAUGGAUAUUAUGUUCUGAGGUUUUCUGAUGGAUUCCUUUCACUAUUUGUAUGAUUAUUAUAUAAACAUUGUAACAUUAUAACAGCUGUACAUUUGGCUUUAAAGUGGCAUUACAUUAAACUAUUUUUAAGUGAUUUAC
Messenger RNA from Paramisgurnus dabryanus, 2138 nucleotides. RefSeq names its product EGF-like-domain, multiple 6 (gene egfl6). The record is from RefSeq and is a predicted model, not a curated record. Lineage: Eukaryota; Metazoa; Chordata; Actinopteri; Cypriniformes; Cobitidae. Gene Ontology annotation, molecular function: calcium ion binding. Gene Ontology annotation, cellular component: membrane.